UAAUUAACCCCUUCAGGUCAUCUCGUCCCCGCGGCGGCGCUCUUCCCCUCCACCGCUUCAGGCAGGUGGGUGGCCGCAACCAGAGCCGAGCUCGACUCGAGCCGAGGAGGAGGAGAGCUCGCAAGGCGGCGGCGACGAGGAGGAAACCCCCGGGAGGGAGGGAGGAAGGAAGCGAAGGCGGCGGCGGCGGCCGGGCAAUAUGGUGAAGGCGCGGAUGACGACGGCGGACGUGGCGGCGGAGGUCAAGUGCCUCCGCCGCCUCAUCGGCAUGCGCCUGGUCAACGUCUACGACAUCACGCCCAAGACGUAUCUUUUCAAGCUGAUGAACAGCAGUGGAAUUACCGAGUCAGGGGAAAGCGAGAAGGUUUUAUUGCUUAUGGAGAGCGGUGUCAGGUUCCACACCACCCAAUACGUCCGUGACAAGAGCACCACGCCUUCAGGUUUCACUCUGAAACUACGAAAGCACAUUCGUAACAAGAGACUUGAAGAUGUCCGUAUGCUCGGAUAUGACAGGAUUAUCGUUUUUCAAUUUGGGCUUUGCAGUAAUGCACAUUUUAUAAUUCUGGAGCUAUAUGCACAAGGAAACAUCCUUCUCACAGAUUCGGAAUACACAGUGAUGACACUACUCCGUUCUCACAGAGAUGACAACAAAGGAUUGGCCAUCAUGUCACGUCAUCGCUAUCCGGUAGAAGCUUGCCGUGUUUUUGAAAGGACUGACUUUGCAAAGUUGAAGGACAUGCUGACAAUGUCUGAUAAUUUUGAUGAUAAAGAACCUUCAGAAAUUACAUCUGUAUCAACUGAUGCUCAGGAACCUUCUCAAUCCGCUAAUGGUGGAGUGUCUGUAACCGACAUAUCUGAAAAACCACUGAGUAGGAAAGAAAAGAAGUCUGCUGCAAAAACUAAGCAGUCUGGUUCAAAUGCAAAAGCUAAUAAUGGUGCUCAAUCCAAUAAAGCUACUCUGAAGACAAUUCUUAGCGAGGCAUUGGCUUAUGGCCCUGCACUAGCAGAGCAUAUCAUAUUGGAUGCUGGGUUGGUUCCAAGUACAAAGGUCUGGAAAGAUCCAGAGAGCAGUAUUGAUGACAGCACUAUUCAGGCUCUCGUGGAAUCUAUUACAAGGUUUGAGGACUGGCUUGUAGAUAUUAUAUCUGGUCAAAGGAUUCCUGAGGGUUAUAUUCUCAUGCAGAAUAAGUUGGCUUCAAAGAAGAACCUCAUGCCCCCAAAAGGGUCUUCUACUAAUCAGAUAUAUGACGAGUAUUGCCCUAUUCUGCUGAAUCAAUUUAAGUCAAGGGAAUAUGAUGAAUUUGAGACAUUUGAUGCUGCACUGGACGAGUUCUAUAGCAAAAUAGAAAGUCAAAGGAUGAAUCAACAGCAGAAAGCAAAAGAAGAAUCGGCAGCUCAAAGGCUGAGUAAAAUAAAAUUGGAUCAGGAGAAUCGUGUACAUACAUUGAGGAAGGAAGUGGACCAUUGUGUGAGAAUGGCAGAACUAAUCGAGUACAAUUUAGAGGAUGUAGAUGCAGCAAUUUUAGCUGUCCGUGUUUCCCUUGCAAAUGAAAUGAGUUGGGAAGCUCUUACUCGCAUGAUUAAAGAAGAAAGAAAGGCUGGAAACCCAGUAGCUGGUCUUAUUGAUAAGCUAAAUUUUGAAAGAAAUUGCAUUACUCUACUCCUAAGCAACAAUCUUGAUGACAUGGAUGAGGAUGAGAAAACUGCGCCUGUGGAAACGGUUGAGGUUGAUAUAUCGCUUUCUGCACAUGCAAAUGCCAGACGGUGGUAUGAAAUGAAGAAGAAACAGGAAAGCAAACAAGAGAAGACUCUGACAGCUCAUGAGAAAGCAUUCAAAGCGGCUGAGAAGAAGACACGUCUUCAGCUUGCUCAGGAGAAAACUGUAGCUGCAAUCACUCAUAUGCGCAAAGUUCACUGGUUUGAGAAAUUCAAUUGGUUCAUCAGCAGUGAGAACUACCUGAUUAUCAGUGGCCGAGAUGCUCAACAAAAUGAGUUGAUCGUCAAGCGUUAUAUGUCUAAAGGAGAUCUGUAUGUGCAUGCCGAGUUACAUGGAGCUUCCAGUACCAUAAUAAAAAAUCACAAACCUGACACCCCAAUACCACCCUUAACACUAAACCAAGCGGGAUGCUUCACUGUUUGCCACAGCAAAGCAUGGGAUUCAAAAAUUGUUACAAGUGCUUGGUGGGUGUAUCCACAUCAAGUUAGCAAGACAGCUCCCGCUGGCGAGUACCUUACCGUUGGCAGUUUUAUGAUCCGUGGCAAGAAAAAUUUCCUCCCACCUCACCCUCUUGUUAUGGGCUUUGGUAUCCUCUUCCGUUUGGAUGAGAGCUCGCUGGCGUCUCAUCUAAAUGAAAGGAGGGUCAGGGGUGAAGAUGAGGCCCUUCAAGAAAUUGAAGCAGAGUCUCGCAAGAAGCAAAGUAACCCUGAAUCUGAUGAAGAAAUUUCUAGUGAAAAGGUUGCAAACAAGGAAACUCAUGAAGAUGAAUCAAACAGGGAAACUACAUACAUUCACCAAAAUAAUGAUCUUGAACUUCCUGAUCUGUCUACUAAUAUUGGUACUGCCAACUCGCCUGAACUGCUUUCUGAAACCCAAGCUGAGGAAAACUUAGACAAUGGAAAUUCCACUUCUAAGGAAGAAACAAUCAAUGCUUCUGUUUCGUCUCAACUUGAUGAUCUGCUAGAUAAGACUCUUGGCCUUGGCCCUGCCAAGGUGUCAGGUAAAAGCUCUUUGCUCACCAGCAGCCCUUCAAGUUUAACAGAAGACAAUGAUGAUCUUGAAGUGAAAAAACCAGCAGUAAGAGACAAACCAUACAUAUCUAAAGCAGAGAGAAGAAAAUUGAAGAAGGGCCAAUUUACUGGUGAAGCUGCUACUGAUUCCCCAAAUGGUGAAGCUGUAGAAACACAAGGUACUUCACAUCAAGAAAAAGGAAAGGCAAAUACAAAGGCUGCUGGUUCUAAAGUAAGUCAGCCAGAUAAUUCACAGCCAGAAAAGGGCAAGGGAAGCACAAAGGCUGCUAAUCCUAAAGUAGGUCGCGGACAGAAGGGCAAGCUUAAGAAGAUUAAAGAGAAGUAUGCAGAGCAGGAUGAAGAAGAAAGGGAAAUUCGUAUGGCAUUGCUUGCGUCAUCUGGUAAAGCUUUGCAAAAGGAGAAGCCUUCACAAGAUGGAGAUGGAACCACUGCUAAAGAAUCAAAACCAUCAGCUGGUGAAGAUGACUCAUCAAAAAUAUGUUAUAAAUGCAAAAAGUCUGGACAUCUUUCUCGCGAUUGCCCAGAAAGUACAUCCGAGGUGGAUCCAAAUGAUGUCAGCAUUAGUAGAAGUAGAGUUGGUACGGGUACCAGUACUGCUCCUGCUGGUGGCAACAGUGCCAUGGAUGAAGAUGAAGUUCAUGAGAUUGGCGAUGAAGAGAAAGAAAAGUUGAUUGAUUUGGAUUACUUAACUGGAAAUCCUCUACCAAGUGAUAUUUUGCUCUAUGCUGUACCUGUAUGUGCCCCUUACAACGCAUUGCAAACGUACAAAUAUCGUGUAAAGAUUACCCCGGGCACUGCAAAGAAAGGAAAAGCCGCCAAAACCGCUAUGAGCUUGUUCCUGCACAUUCCUGAUGCCACCAACCGUGAGAAGGAGCUAAUGAAGGCAUGCACAGACCCUGAACUGGUGGCUGCAAUUGUUGGAAACGCCAAGAUCACAGCACCGGGCCUCACUCAACUGAAGCAGAAACAGAAGCAGAAGGGGAAGAAGGCCGCUAAAGCGAACUAAUUUGGAAUCACCGUGACCAAAGAACUGAAGUUUUGAUCCAUCCCUGAUUAUUCAAGAGAAGCACUUUUUGUUUACAGAAAGGAUGUAAAUGUUGUGAUUUGUUACUUGAGGAACAUCUGGAGGUCGCAGAUAGAUACAUUUAGUCCUUGUAAAGUGUAGGCUCUUUUCCCAAACUUCACGUCUAUGAUACCAUGGCUAUCUGAGUGCCCUUUUGCUGUUUAUUUGGGAAACUUACGUUGACAGCCAAAAGAAAUCACAAAUUUCCUCUGAACGUCUUUUGCCCAAUAUUUUACUUGUGAUAUUUUGACAUGAAUUCGUACUUAAAUUGGUUCUAUCCUGUUUUCACUAGA
Molecule: messenger RNA, 4104 nt
Organism: Phragmites australis (common reed)
Lineage: Eukaryota; Viridiplantae; Streptophyta; Magnoliopsida; Poales; Poaceae
Exons: 14
Coding region: 200-3754 (1184 amino acids)
Biological process (GO): rescue of stalled cytosolic ribosome; ribosome-associated ubiquitin-dependent protein catabolic process
Cellular component (GO): RQC complex
Molecular function (GO): ribosomal large subunit binding; tRNA binding; zinc ion binding
Source: RefSeq, a predicted model, not a curated record